Messenger RNA from Acanthosepion pharaonis, 483 nucleotides. NCBI's taxonomy places the organism in Eukaryota, Metazoa, Mollusca, Cephalopoda, Sepiida, Sepiidae. The record is from the annotation of a GenBank genome assembly.
AUGGAUAUAUAUAUAUAUAUAUAUAUGUUCAUAGCUAUCUAUCUAUCUAUCUAUCUAUCUACGAGUUGCACUAACAAAUCCUUGUCCCUAUCUAUCUAUCUAUCUAUCUAUCUAUCUAUCUAUCUAUCUACGAGUUGCACUAACAAAUCCUUGUCCAUAAUCUAUCUAUCUAUCUAUCUAUCUAUCUAUCUAUCUAUCUAUCUAUCUAGGCAUUUCGAUAAUUUUGUAACUAACAAUAUCUAUCUAUCUAUCUAUCUAUCUAUCUAUCUAUCUAUCUAUGUCUGUUCGUAUCUAUCUAUCUAUCUAUCUAUCUAUCUAUCUAAGUCUGAUCGUACUAAUCUAUCUAUCUAUCUAUCUAUCUAUCUAUCAAAGUCUUCUGAUCGUACUAUUCUAUCUAUCUAUCUAUCUCUAUCUAUCUAUCUAUCUAAGUCUAUCCAUAUCUAUCUAUUUAUCUAUGUGAAUUUUUGUCCGUUCUCUCAGUGA